AGAAGAAGAAGCUCUUACCUGAUUGGCUGCAGGUCCGACCAAUGACAGCACAAAGCGCCAAGAGGAAACAUGGCGGACACAGAAAGCAGGAGCAAGACAAGUUAAACCUGAACGUUUUCUGGAACCAAAACCUUCUCUGACCCAGAAUCGCCUCGGAACCGGGACCUUCUCUCCAGACAUCAUGUCCCUCCAAACGUCCUGUGGGUCGCAGAAAAGGCCGCUCUGCUCCCUCCUCGCUGGCCGCGGCUUAAAGAAGCCAAAGCUUGAUGAUGGUGAGCGGCUGCAGGAGGCCGCGGUCCAGCUGCUGGACCGGAACCAGAACCUGUGCAGCCUGUUCCAGGAGCUGCAGAACCCGGAUCCAUGUCGCAUGAUCUGCUUCCAGAACGUGGAGCAGAACCGAAACCCGGAGCAGAACCAAGCAGCGUCUGAUGCUGACCCUUUGAACGUUGCAGGACUGCUAGUGGGGAGCGAACUGCGGCGUCAGGCCGAGCGACGGGGCGUCUCCGUCGGAGCCGUGUCGGUGAAGACGAUGUUGGACAGACUGGAGGAGAUCGUUGGGGGACAGGAGGACAAACUGAGGCAGAUGUUCACGUCUUCUCAGAGAGUCCAGUUGCAGGUUCUGUUGGAGGCUGGCAAACUGCUGCUAUACCAAGGAGUUUUUUGCCCCAGGCUGCUGUGGGCGGAGUACCGAAGAGAUCAGAAGCAUCCUCACCUGGAGCUGCUGUACUUUCUUCACCUUUACAACAUCCUCACUCUGGACUACAUCAUAGAAAGUGAUGACGCCGUCGCAUCAUGGCUGCCCGGUCAGUUAAAGGCUCUCUGCUGCUGGACGCCUCCGCAGGAGGAAGAGGAGACCAGACGAGUUCAACAGGAAGUUUUAUCCACCGUGGUUGGAGUCCUGGUGGCAUCGCCGAGGAGUUUGGUACUGGAUGAGCUGCUUCACUGGUUUCUGGACAUCAAGGAAGAGUGCGAUGAAGGAGCAGAGCGAUGGAUUCAGACUCUUGAUGCUUCACUGUGUGGAGGUUCAGUGUCACCAGAAGCUCUUCAGCGGUUCUUUGCUCACUGCCUGACUCAGAUUUUCACCUGGAAUCCUCAACUGACAGUGUCGGACGCUGUGACUUCGCAGAACGACUGGACGGUUGCUAAAGCCGGCCGCCGUCUGACCUCGCUUUGCUGCAAGCUGGCUGCGAUCUUCAGCGUGGAGCAGCUGCUGCAUCACCUGCAGCAGGUUCUGGAAACGCACGAGGUCAACUGGAAACACGUCUUGGUCUUUGUCUCCACCCUGCUGGUUUACGACCAGUUGGCCCAGCCCAGCCUCAGCGAGUUGUUGUGCCACCUGCUGAGCUCGGCGUUCAGAGGCUACGAUCUGGAGAAGCUGAUCACCGCCUUCCUGCUGGCCCGGCAGGGGGCGCUAGAGGGCGCCGGCGUGUUUCCAUCCUACACUGACUGGUUCAAGAUGUCGUUUGGCGGACGCUCCGGUUUCCACGCCGGCAGUAAGAAGUCUCUGGUGUUCCUGCUGAAGUUCCUCUCUGACCUCGUGCCCUUUGAACCUCCUCAGUACUUAAAGGUUCAUAUUCUUCACCCUCCAUUUGUGCCUCCAAAACACCGCAGCCUCCUGAUGGAGUACGUCACGCUGGCGAAGACCCGGCUGGCCGACCUGCAGGAGUCGGUGGAGGACAUGGGUUUGUAUGAAGAUGUUUCUGCUGCCGGUGCUUCACUUCAGAGCCAGGCUGCGCAGGACGUGGAGAAAGCUGUGUGUCUGUUUGAGAGCAGCGGCAGGAUCCCUGCAACAGUCAUGGAGGCCAGCAUUUUCCGGAGGCCGUACUUUCUAACCAGGUUCCUUCCUGCGUUGCUGAAGCCCAGAGCGGUGAGAACCUUCAGUGUGUUUGUCAGAGCGGUGAGAACCUUUGGUGUGUUGAGCAGAUUUUUCUCGUCCUUCCAGCUUCCUCUCGAAGCCGAUGCUCAGAUGAACUUCAUUGAAGCUCUGAAACAAGCAGAGAAGAUCCCAGCUGCCCAGUAUUCCCAGUAUGUGGAGUCCUGUCAGAAGCGAAGACAGCAGAGCGGAAGCCCUCAGCGCCCCGGAGUCCCGCUGGCCGUUCUGCAGGAGCAACUGCAGGAAUUCACCGAACUGCUGGCAGCAGGACGGGACCCAGAGUCGUUGGCCCAGCUGUCCAGGAUUUCUCACACCCUGAGUGUCGUGUGUCCCGGUUCUGAUGACCCGGUUGGACCGGCCGCCGCCCCCUUGCUGCCCGAGCUCCUCCUGAAGGUAAACCUGGUUCUGGUUCUGGACCAUGUUGGGUCUGCGGUUCUGAAGCGUUUGUGUUGUGAUCUUCAGGUGGCUGAUUUAAUUCUGCAAAGUUUCUGUCAGAGUCUGCUGGUCGCUUCCAGAGGAAAUCCUCCCAACAGACAGAGUUUGUGGGGCAGCAGGUUCGUCUGCGUGCUGCUCGAUAACCGGCAGCUUCUCUCCAGUGUAAUCCACAGACUGAAGGAUCUGUUUAACCGACAGGCAGCUUCUCUGAAACCGGCUCACAUCCUGGGCCUGGCAGCCUUCAUCGUCCACCUGCAGGCGGCUCAGCCGGGUCCGGCCCAGCCGGGUCCGGUUUCGGUAGAAGAGGCUCUGGGUUCGGCCGUGUUGAGCGGCAGUCGGAGCAGCAUGCUGUUCUCUGUCAGGCUGGCUGUGGCUGCUGUGUCCUAUGGACUCUGCAGAGGACAGUCUGCGUCUCCACAGCGACUGCAGGACUUUGUCCCCAGGAGCCUUUAUAAAAAGCUCCUGUUCCUGGUCCCAAGGCUGUUCCCUGAGGCCAGGAUACGUCCAGAGGGACAGGGGGGAGACGGUCCAACAGGCGGCCAUCUUGGGGACGGUCUGUCUCUGCUGUGGAGCUUCACUGAUGGAACCAGCUGGACGAAGACGGUGCUGCAUCUGUGGAGACACGCUGCCUUCCAGCAGCUGCAGCAACUGCAGCUGUACCAGUUGUGUUUUUCAGAGUGGCUGCAUGAAGAGCUGAGAGUCCAGAGAAACUCAGAUGUUUUGUCGGACGCAGAGCGGCAGGAGUACCAGCAGUGGGCCUGCUGGGAGCUUUAUCUGCCCCGGCCAGAGGAGCAGGGAGGCUGUGGUGGCGACCCCAGGGUGCUCUGCUCCCGUCUGCUGACCGCCGUCAUGGAGCCGCCACCCAGUAGGGAGAUGAACCUGGAAAACCUGGACUUUUCUCCAGGAUCGUCUGGAACUGGAACCUGUUUGCCGGACCUGCUGUCCAGAUUACAGGAGCUGGUCUACGAGGCAGAGGUCGGUGAACUCUCGGGUCGCCGGGGGCAUCUGGGGGACUUCCUGCUCCGGGUCGUGUCUGAGAAAUGCUCCGCCUCCUCUGGCAGCAUCUCCUCCAGGCUCAGCCUGCAGAGAACCAUGGAGGCCUGGAACAGGGUGCUCCUGACACUGCCACCCGCGAUGUUCUUCAAAAUAAAGGCUGAAGCAGGGCGGAGCAUUGUAGACUGUAGCCAGCUGCUGCAGCACAUCACACAGCUUCAGAGGAAGGCGUGUCCUCCAGCCGGCGUGCUGCCCUGCGCGGUGACAGUACAUCUCUUGAAGGGCCUGCUCUUUGCUGUGGGACAGUGUGGACGUCCAGCAGCAGAAGUGGACCGUGUCUGGUCCUUGAUGAGCACCUCCUGUCCUCUCCUCCUCAUCUCUGCAGUGCGUUGGUGGCAGCAGAUUUCUCCGGUUCUGGUUUCACUCUGGAUUCGCCUCCAGGAUGCAGAACCUUUUCCAGAGCAGCUGCAGCUUCUCUCAGCCUGCCGACUCUGGGCCUGCAGUCUGAGAGCAGGUCCGGUUCUGGUCCAGAUCCCUCCAGGUCCGGUUCUGGUCCAAGCCGCCAGCCUGCAUGGCUCCUUCAGAGGCGGGGCGGAACCCCAGCAGAACUUCAGAGAGGUUCUGGACGGACUGAGAGAGGCUGAGAACCAGCAGGUUCUGGUUUCUCUGCUCUUUCUUUUCGUGACGGACUUCCUGUCAGAACUUCUGGAUCCUCAGGAGAAAAAUUCUGGAAGGUCCAAAUGGUUAUGCUCAGAACUUCUGGCGGUUCUGGUGAACUCAGCUGAUUGGCUGCUGCUCUUCAGGUCCAACGAACUGGACCCGGAACCGGACCCAGUCACCCUGACGGUCUCGGAUGAUUGCAGCCGGUUGAUGCCCUGGGCAGUCUGCAGUUUGCUGCAGCAGCAAAGCGCCGCCUUCCACCAGAGGGCGCUGCGUUGCCCCGGGUUCCUCCACAGCGCCACCCUGUGGUACCUGGCGGUGCUGCGGCUCUUCCUGGACGGAGAGGCGCCGGCCUCGGCGCGCCAGGUGGAACCGACCCGGGUUCUGGACCGCACCAAGCAGUUUGUCCUGAGUUUGAUCCGGCAGGCGCCGGCAGCGGCCCUGAGCUGCAGCCAGUGGAGACAGUUGGAGACUCGCUGUGCGGACCUGGACCCAGAACUGGCUGCAACUCUUUCAAUUCACCUGGACCAUCCUAGGGUGGGCUUCCUCUAGCGGACCGGAACCAGAACCAGCUGAUCUGAUACUGAAUGCCAGACAGUCGACUCGGUUUCAUGAAAACUUUUUAUUUUCUGUUUUUUCUGCAGUAACAUGAAUCCUAAAUAAAAUAAAACCAGUUCCUCCUU
Molecule: messenger RNA, 4644 nt
Organism: Xiphophorus maculatus (southern platyfish)
Lineage: Eukaryota; Metazoa; Chordata; Actinopteri; Cyprinodontiformes; Poeciliidae
Gene: fanca
Product: Fanconi anemia complementation group A
Exons: 40
Coding region: 182-4513 (1443 amino acids)
Biological process (GO): interstrand cross-link repair
Cellular component (GO): Fanconi anaemia nuclear complex
Source: RefSeq, a predicted model, not a curated record